AUGCCAAAGAACCAAACAAAAUUUAACAUAAAUUGGCUUUCUCGGUUUGAUGAUAGUAAAAUUCCUGUAAAAAUAUGGUUGAAAGCUGGUCCAUCAUCAUCAACAUUUAAAUGUACAUUAUGUCAAACAAACGAACUCGAUUGUGGAAAUCAAGGAUGGAAGGCCGUUGAGCAACACAUGAAGAACGUUAAACAUAAACAGAUUUUGCAGCAAUGGAAAGAAAAUGUUAAAUUUGUUGUUUCAUCUCCAUCAUCUAAUUCAUCAUCAUCUGCUUCUUCUUUUUCUUCAUCGUGUAUUCCAUCUUCAUCUUCUUCUUUAUCAUCUACUUCUUCGAUUAUAACAUUAGAAAUGAACAAUAACAAACACAAAGCUUUAAAUUUCGAGGACCAAGUUAUCAAAGCCGAAACUCUUUGGGCACUAAAUAUUGCUCAACGAGGAUUUAGUUACAACUCAUGCAACGAAUUAAACGAAUUGUUCCCAUUGAUGUUUCCUGAUUCGAACAUCGCUACAAAAUUUUCUAUCCAAUCAAAUAAAAUGUCUUAUGUGAUAUCUCAUGGUUUAGGUUCAUAUUUCAAGAAGAAAUUAAUUGAUGAUAUAAAGAAAACAGAUAAAUUCGUUCUUAUAUUUGAUGAACAAACCAAUAAUCAAAAUAAAAAACAACUUGAUAUGUGGUUUAGAUAUUGGUGCAAUGAAAAACAAUUAGUUGUUAAUCGAUUUUACAAAACAAUUACAUUAGGACAUGCAUAUGCAAAAACAAUUCGUGAUGUUAUUAUUGAAUCUUUUGCUACUGAUGGAUUGGAUUUGAAAAAACUACUUAUGUUAUCAAGAGACAAUCCAAAUGUUAAUAUUGCUAUUGAAAAAAUGAUUGAUUCAGAAAUGCAAAAACACGGUAGUUCUUUGCUAAAGCUUGGUAGCUGUAGCAUUCAUAUCGUUCAUAAUGCAUUCAAAAGUGGUUUGUUAGUUUCAAAAUGGCAUGUCGAAAAUUUUUGUCUUGAUCUUUAUUCAUGGUUUAAAUGUUCACCUGCACGACAAGAAGACUUUAAAAAUGUUUUAGAAGAAAUUGAUUAUCUAUUAGAAAAAACAAUUUUAUAUUUUUCUAUUACUAGAUGGGUUUUGAUGGGAAAAGUUGUGAAACGAAUUCUAAAUCAAUGGGAUGUACUGUGUGAGUACUUUCUUUGUUUUCUACCACAAAAACAACCUUCUCAAAUUAAAGAGAAUAAACGGUAUGAAAAAGAACCAUUAAUUCAUGUGUUGUAUCAUGAAAUGACUGAAUUAUUUCGUGAUGUUCUUUCAUCAUUUAUUAAAACAGAUGUUGUUCAACAUAAAUCUGGUCAAGAAUUAUUAAUUAUUACUUUGGAUCAAGUUAAUCUAUGGCGUUCUGAAAAAGAAUUAAGAAUAGGUGAACAAACAACUAAAUUAAUAUCAUCAUUGAAUUUUGACGAGAAAAAGUCUUUUUAUCAGGAUGUUAGAAAGAUUUAUGAAGCAAUUGGAAAUUAUCUUAAAAAAAAUCUUCCUUUAGAUAAUAUUCUUUUACGGGACUUACAAGUUUUAAAUUAUUCAUCAAAAUCUGAUCCAACAAGUAAUGAUCAAAUUCUUCGAGUAGCUCGAGCUAUUCCAAAUUUAUUCAAUGAUAGAGAAAUCGAUAGUUUAACGAACGAAUGGAUUUUAUAUUGUUUUGAAUUAAUUGAUGAGUCAUGGAUUAUCAAAGAUAAGUAUAUUGAUGCUAAUGGACUUGAUCAUAUUAAAUAUCAUUCUAUUGAUUAUUACUGGAGCAAAGUUUUUUCAAUAUUAACAAAUAAUGGUACACCAAAAUAUCAAACAUUAGCUAAACUUAUACGAAAUGUCUUAAUUAUUGCUCAUGGCAAUGCUGAUGUAGAAAGAGGAUUCAGUAUAAACUCAAAUAUUAUUACAGAUAAUCGAACAUUAUUAUCAGAAACAUCAAUUAAUGGUUUGAGAUUGGUUUACGAUGGAGUGAAAUAUUUUGGAUGUGGUUCAGCACAUAAAGUAGUUAUUACAUCAGAUAUGAUCGAUGCAGUUAAAAAGUCAUCUAGUAGUUAUCGAGAAGAAUUAUUAGCUAAAACAGCAAAUAAUGUUCGUAAUACAGCGAACAAUAACGAUAAACAAUUAAUUUCAAUUGAACGCCAACAUCAAAUUGAAGAAGAAAAGAAGUUGUUAGAAAAACAGAAAGGUCUUGAUAAAGAAAUGAAAGAAGCUGAACUAUUAAUUAAAGAAGGAACUAAUCGACUGGAAGAUGGUUUAAAAAAUGGUUCAAUGUCAGAAAUAUAUGCUGCUAAACUUUUAGUUUCUGGUGGUCACGAGAAACUAACGACUAUUAAUGAAAAACAACGACAAGUAACAAAUGAACUUGACAAACUUCGACUAAAAAGAAAAGAUAGUUUAACUCAUGAACAAUCAAUGAAUAAAAAGUUGAAGAAAAUCUAG
This is a messenger RNA of Adineta ricciae, 2442 nucleotides long. NCBI's taxonomy places the organism in Eukaryota, Metazoa, Rotifera, Eurotatoria, Adinetida, Adinetidae. The record is from the annotation of a GenBank genome assembly.